GCCCACAUUGGGAGGGUUAUACCAAUUGAGAAAAAAAGCAAAAAAGGGAAAAAAAGGAAGAAAGAGGAAGGAAGAGGAAGAAAGAAGGAGGAAGGGGAAACAAAUCUGACCCUUUUAACGGACCCCUUCAACCGCAACAUAACAUACGUGGAAAAACGCCCCUUCAGCGUAGCGUCGGAAAAUACCCUGCGGGGGCCGAGAAAUUCCCAGCGACCGCGCGAGGGAAGCAGCGCAAGAGCGGGCAUCCGAGCCGAACGCCUGCGCAGGGGGCAAGCAAACAUCGCGUAUGAAUGUACCUAUGUAUGUACGCAUGAAUGUACGUAUGAAUGUACGCAUAUAUAUGCAUGACGUACAUAGGUAUGCUCUCCUUCGUACAGCUAAAACUGGGGAAGUAAAAAAAAAAAAAACCAAGUGGGCGUAACGUAGCACCACCUUCAACAUUUGUACCACUUCCUACGCCAAUACUACAUAGGUGGGAAGUCGUGACUGAAGAAGCUCCUCCCCCUGUUGCCCACAUCGGGAGAGGAACUCACAUACCACUCAGUCGGGGGGACUGCUUUCUUUCACUUUGUUUAUCCCCACGAGAGGGAAAGAAAGCAGAGCUGCUCAAGGUAGAAAAGGGAUUUGCAGCGCAACGAGAGGGGGGCGUGAGUUACCCUGGAGAGAGGUUACCCAGCAGAGAAUCAAUCGUCCCCUAAACCACUCGCCGCAUAUACACGAAUGCGCGGCGACUUCCAAAGGGCGUGCCGCAAAAAUGGAAGAUAACUCCUACUUUGAUGAGGUAGAGAAGCUGCUGGAAAAUAAAAGCAAGAAGGAGGAGGAGCAGCAGCAAAAUGGAAGUGCACAAAAUAAUGGGAGGAAAAAAAAGGAACUAAAGAGGAGGGUGGCGAAUGGAGAGUCGGACAAUCCCAGUGAGAACGAGACGGUGGGGAAAGACCAGAAGGAAGGAUAUGGCCAUGGUGGUGCACAUGAUGAGGAUGAAAAUAAUGAUGAGUACAGCACGCGGGAUGACGAAUUCGUUUUGAAAAAGAAUUCCCAUAAGAAGGAGUUAAUUGGGGGAAGGAGAAGCGGAAAAGGAGGGAAAAGCGACCAGCAGGGUGGCAAACAUAAGUCAAGGGCCAAGAGGAGGGGAAGCCAAGGUGGAAGAGGAAGCAGUGGGGAGGACAGCACAGGUGGGAGCGAUGGUACAAGUGAGGGUGGCAGCCAAGGGGAAAGUGUCGAUGACGCCCCCAAUGGUCGUGCGUAUGGCGGAGGCCGUGGCAGUGCUCGUGGCAGCGCUCGCGGCAGUGGUGACAGGCGCAACGAGGCUAAGGCGAAGAGGAAUAGCUCCAGGGAAGCAGACCUGGUUAGCGGUAACGAUAGAAAGAAGAAAAACAGAGUGAGAGACGCACCCAGUGAUAGCAGCAUGGAAAAACGAAAAACGUAUUCAUCGGAGGAGUCAAAUGGUGGGCACAAAGGAAGGAGGAAGAGACAUACCGGUAGGGAUAGCCCGGCCAAGUCCCGCAGGGAAGCGUCUCACUCGAAGUCUGUCGAAAGUGGUGACGAGGUUGGUCUCGAAGGAAAGGAGCGAAGCAAAAAAAAGAGCGCCGCGGAGAGGGGAAAAAGGAGAAAAGGCCACGGGAAAGAGGGCCAGAAAAAAAGGGCUCGCCAAAGUGACUCGGAGAACGAAGGAGAGAGCGACGGAGAGGAGACGAAUGGCGAAGCGCACAGCGGCGAAGCGAACAGUGACGAAACGGAUAGUGACGAAACGGAUAGUGAUGAAGCGAACAGCGAGGGUGACAGCGAGAGUGGAAGUGACGCCGGCAGGAGGAAGCGGAGGGGGAAGGCGAAAAGCGCCGCCAAGCGAAGUGACAACAGGGGACGCAAAAGAAAGGCGAAAUUGGAUUCGGAGGAGGAGUCAGAUUUGUCCUCAGACGGGGAUCGCGGUGGAAGAAGAGGAAGAGGAAGAGGCAGCGGAAGAGGCAGCGGAAAUGGGAGCGAACGCGGAGGAGGGGGGGCGAAGUCGGACCGGGAGGAAGAGGGCAACAGAGAAAUUAGCGAACGUCGAGAUGAUAGAGAGAAGCAAAGGAGGAGGCAUAGAAGAAGGAGCCCCAGUAGUGAGCGGGUGUCUGCCAGUAAGAGGAAAGGUUCCCAUCGAGAUGGCCUUAAUGAUGAGGGUGACGACAAUGAUGAGUGUGGCGACGAAUCCGAGGGGGAGCGCUCCGGAGGUGAAGACGCAAAAAAGAGAAAGAGAAAAAACAGGGGCGACAAAGGGAGAGAGCGAAAAAGAGAGGAAGGAGACUCCUCGCCAAGUGGAAGCUCCUCUAGUGGGGAAGAAGACUCUCGAAGGAAACGGAAAAGGAGGAAAGCCAGUCCUAGCAUGAGCGGCUCGGACUCCAGCGAUGGGGAGGAGCGCGGCCGCAGGAGGAGACGAGAAAGGGAGCGCGGCAGGGAGCGUGAUAGGGAGCGUGAUAGGGAGCGUGAUAGGGAGCGUGAUAGGGAGCGACUGCGGAAGGAGCGCGAACGUGAGCGAGAGCGCGAGCGAGAAAGGCUGAGGAAGGAAAAGGAAGAAGCAAGAAUCAGGAGAGAAAAGAGAAGAGAAGAAAAAAGAAUAAAGAAGGAACAAGAGGAAGCCAAAAGAGACGACCUAACUGUGCUGGUACUCAACUUAGACCUAAAGGCAGACGAAAGAGAUAUAUAUGAAUUCUUCUCGGAGGUUGCCGGAAAGGUGAGAGACAUACAGUGUAUAAAGGACCAACGGUCAGGGAAAUCUAAAGGAGUAGCUUACGUAGAAUUUUACACCCAAGAUUCUGUGGUGAAAGCUUUAUCGGCUAAUGGCUAUAUGCUGAAAAAUAGGCCAAUCAAAAUACAGUCGUCCCAAGCGGAAAAGAAUCGAGCCGCGAAAGCUGCAAAGCAUCAACCGAUUGAUCCAAAUGAUAUUCCCAUAAAACUGUACAUUGGUGGGUUGGUAGGUCCACUAGGAAAUAUCACUGAAGUGGAGCUAAAGCAGCUGUUUAAUCCUUUUGGAGAAAUUUUGGAAGUGGAAAUCCAUCGAGAUCCCUACACAGGGAAGUGCAAAGGGUUUGGGUUCAUUCAGUUCUUUAGAGCAUCCGAGGCUAUUGAAGCUAUGGGCGUUUUAAACGGGAUGGAAAUAGCUGGUCGGGAAUUAAAGGUUAGCUUCGCCCAGGAUUCUAAGUACAUCCUCGCAUCAGAGAAGGAGGCAAAGGAGAAGAUACUCGCACAGCUGUUGGCGAAGAAGGCGAAAGCUGAAGAGAAGGUGGAAGAGCCCGACAAUGAAAAAAUUGACAACGAUGAUGAUGACGGGGGAGGGCUCAUUGCCGGGGCGGGGAGUAAAAUUGCCCUCAUGCAGAAGUUGCAGCGGGACACCGUCCUUGACUCGGGGAUAUCGAGCCAGUUCGCCACCGGCGCCAACGCCAUCAUGCACGCCGCGCCGCUGGCGGCUGCCCAGUCCAACGCGAUCAUGCACGGAGCUCCUCUCGCAGCUGCGCAGCCCAGCGCCCUCAACAACAUCACGCCCAACCUGGUGCUGUGCAACAUGUUCUCGCCCAAUGACGAAAGCAUCGGCUCGGACCCAGAUUUCUUCACAGAUAUAAUUGAAGACGUUAAGGAGGAGUGCAGCAAAUACGGGAGUAUCGCCAAGAUUUGGCUGGACAGUAAAAAUAUCGAUGGGAAGAUUUACAUCAAGUAUGCUACCCCCGAUGAGUCCUUGAAGGCUUUUCAGUUUCUGAAUGGGAGAUACUUUGGAGGUUCCCUCAUCAGCGCUUACUUCAUCACGGCGGAGGUGUGGGACUCGACCUGUGGCUAG
Messenger RNA from Plasmodium vivax (malaria parasite P. vivax), 3805 nucleotides. RefSeq names its product splicing factor, putative. Bases 755 to 3805 code for a protein of 1016 amino acids. Gene Ontology annotation, molecular function: RNA binding. Lineage: Eukaryota; Apicomplexa; Aconoidasida; Haemosporida; Plasmodiidae. The transcript has 2 exons. Gene Ontology annotation, biological process: mRNA processing. The record is from RefSeq and is a predicted model, not a curated record. Gene Ontology annotation, cellular component: nucleus.